AUGGGUAAAUUAAGAUACCUUCUUCAGCAGAAGGAUGAGCAACUGGUCCAAAAAAGUAAAGAAGAAGCAGAACAGCAAAGCCGGAUCAGUGAGUUCGAAAAGCAGUUUAAGCACUGCACAGACGAGAAUGCCGAACUGCGCACUCAGCUACACAAUUGUGCUGAGUCCUUAAAACAGCAUCAGGAAAACCGGACGAAAGAGGCAGAAGAAGUGAAGUCUUUGGAAAAAGAAAAUAUGAGGCUACAGAAGGAGUACAGUGCCGCGCUAAAUGAAAUACAGCGGCUGAAGGACGAUAUAAGGCCUGCCGUAAAAACGGAUCUGGAACGACGUUUUGAAGAAUAUCGUUAUCGUUUAUCCUGCGCUUUGCAAACGGUACAUGAGUAUGAAGACGAAGUUUCAAAACUGAGAAGUCGUGUGGCAGAACUGGAGUCGGAAAGGCGGGACAGGAGGAGCGGUAACGACAAAGAGUUGGAACAACUUCACGAAUACACCGGUCAGCUUGAGGAGCAAUUUACAGCACAGGUCGGCAUCAUUGAAGCACUGAAGCGAAGGAUUGUACAGCAAAAAACGUUAGCAGAUUUUUUAUCGAGUAUGGCAGAAAAUGGGGAACUGAGCCUCUCAAAAAUCGAAGAUAAGUUGGCCAGGUUUCGAUUGUCACAGCAAGAUGAAGGAAACUGUCAACUGAUGGAUGCUGUUCAGAAACUUCUUCGGUUUAUAUCGACGAAUUACGGUUACGGAUAUAAAGUGCUGCCUACUGCUCUCAGCUGA
Molecule: messenger RNA, 768 nt
Organism: Gongylonema pulchrum
Lineage: Eukaryota; Metazoa; Nematoda; Chromadorea; Rhabditida; Gongylonematidae
Source: the annotation of a GenBank genome assembly